AUGCAACCGCCUCGUCGUGUCACAAAAGCAGUCAACUAUGCCGAACCCGAGGAAGACGAGCUGGAUUUGGAUCAUUCCGACGCAGAGACGGUCGACGUCGUCCUGGAGGGCUCGCAAAUGAAUAGGUAUCUAAAAACUGGAGAGGCAUGCACCACGUCUCGUCCAGAGGAGAACUUCGUAUCCUUUGUCGACAGAGGUCCGUCGGAGGAGGAGCUUGCAGAAGCCAGGAGAGAGAUCAAAUCUGGCGAAACUAAGCUGGCAAAACUCGCGGCAAAACACGCAAAACUCUCCGCCCAGCUCAAAGAAAUCGAAGAGGAGCAAGAGCAAGUAAAGGAGGAGAUUGCGUAUCACCAAUCCAUCGCAACAAAAAUGCGUCGCUUCCCACACGAGGUCCUCUCGCUCAUAUUUGAGCAGUGCAUCGAGGUGGACGAGAACUUUUCGCCCUGGACUCUGAUGCAAGUAUCGCGCGCUUGGAGAUCCGUGGCGAUGCAUACGCGUCCUCUGUGGUCCAGAAUUGUCGUUUUACUGGAGAACAGAGACGCAGUGCCUCGGAAGGGCAAUCGUCGCGAAGACGGAGGGGAGAUCUGCGACACCGUCGCGCGCCUUCAAAGGGCUCUCGCUCGCUCUGCAGGGGGCCCACUCAAGGUCGCCAUCCGCGGUUACGGAUAUGCUCAGACGUUCUAUGGGGACUCAAAGCAGACGGUUCUCGCCAUGCUCAAUGCCCUCAAAAUGGUCCAUGACCGCAUCGAAUCACUCGAGACGACGGGUGCAGUUGGUUCAUGGAUGGAAGAGCUACCAUUCGAUGACUGGACGUUCAUGGGUCUUCGCACUGCAAAAGUCAAUCUGUCGUUGAAAAAGCUCAACGAGCGUAUUCAACAGACAGCACCGAACCUCCGAUCACUCGAGCUUCCUAGCGGUGCUGAAGAGUCAAAUUGGGAUCUUUCGAGACACCGGGUCGAGGAGCUCAAUAUAUCGUCUACUGGGACAUACCCGUCCGACGCAGCGGAGCGAGGGAAGCGAAUUCUAGAUAUUGUCAACAAAGCAAGCAUUCACUUGACAAGUCUCGACUUACAAAACACGGUUAUAUCCUCUGCAAACAGGGAACCGGCUCUCAUAUUCCCCAACCUUCGAUCGUUGGUCCUUCAGGGUGUACAUUUUCACAGAAAAUUGAGUGUUCCGCAUCUCGAGACACUCAAAAUGAGCGAAUGGACCAAGUUGGAAGAUGACGCAACACCACUGGACGUUCCGUCUCUCCGCUUGCUCUCGAUUACUCGAUGUAUGAGGGGGUCUUGCGGGAAGAUUAUGGCUCCCAAGGUGCAAGAAGUCGAGCUAGCGUGUAUCACAACCAAUGGGAGGGCACGUCCAAAGGAUUUUAUACAAGAGUUUUUGGAGGAAGGGAAUAUGGCACCCACAGUCCUGACUCUCCGAGGGUGCGACACAACGGACAUGGGCAAAGAAUAUGCCAAGGUGCUCGACACGAUCACGACGCUCGAAGAUCUGAGCUUCUCAGAGAUGUCGCUGAGCAAGGAGUUCUUCGAGGGGCUGGCUGGAAUUACUUUGGCGACAAAGGUCCCCGCAGCGCGUAAAAAGCCCAUUUGUCCCCAAUUGAGGAAGUUCCACAUCAGUCUGGUUGGGGUUGGACACGUUGGAAGUGAGAGAGCGAUGCAGAAAUGGGCUUCCAAAGCGGUGAAGGCAAGGGCGAGACGAGGAUACGCUUUAGAGGAGGCGUUGAUUCAAGAUCCAAAGGAGUCUACGUGGAGCAGCCUUCGUUGA
This is a messenger RNA of Serendipita indica DSM 11827, 1773 nucleotides long. The record is from the annotation of a GenBank genome assembly. NCBI's taxonomy places the organism in Eukaryota, Fungi, Basidiomycota, Agaricomycetes, Sebacinales, Serendipitaceae.